AUGGCUCCCCCUGAUUCCACCCACGGCGGAAGCUUCAGGGACCACCUCAAAACCAACGACCGGAGCUCAACAUCCAAGGGAAAACAACGCUACGCACCCCUCCACGAAGCCAUCCCCGAAGAAAUCUCCUCCUUCCGCUCCCCCUCCGAAUAUGCCGAUGCCGACACUGACUCGGACUCCGACCACGAGAACUCAGGCUCCUACCAGCUUCGCCCGGUCGACCGCUACGGCUCCCACCAUUCUUCCGCAUUCAUCCCCGUCAUCCGCGACGAUGGCGGCGUCGAGACGUACCUCGACAGCAUCACGGAAGCAGAGCAGGAGCUCCUCUCCGCGUCGAAACAGUAUGAUCUCUUCGAUGACGAUGACUCGGACGAUCUCGACUCCGAUGAGGAGGCCACACUCAGAUACAAGUUGAAGGAUAGGCUGAAGCGGCGGCGCGCGAGGCUCCAGGCGUGGCCGCCGGUUAAGUAUGCUCGGAUCUGGUGGCGGACGCUGCUCGCUGUCAUUGUUACGUUGGCGGUGGUGGUGUGGGGGUUUUUGAGCUUUGCGGUGUCGCAUAGGGAGGAGCCGAAGGUUUGGCCGAUGGUACCAUCUGAUUCGUGGUUUCCGUCACCAAAAGGAGGGACGCUCAAGCAUUGGGAGGAGAGUUAUAAGAAGGCGCAGAGCUUGGUCCGGAAUAUGACGCUCGUCGAAAAGGUCAAUAUCACAACUGGAAUUGGCUGGCAGAUGGGACUGUGUGUUGGAAACACUGGAUUACGAUUUGCGGACCAUGUGUCUGCCUUUCCGGCGGGUAUUACAACGGGGUCUACGUGGAACCGGGAGCUCAUGCGCGAGCGCGGCGUCGCCAUGGGGCGAGAGGCUCGGUUGAAAGGUGUGAAUGUCCUACUGGGCCCGUCGAUGGGACCCCUGGGAAUGAUGCCUGCGGGAGGGCGCAACUGGGAAGGGUUCGGCUCUGACCCUGUGCUUCAAGCUGUGGCUGCAGCGGAAACCAUCCGGGGUAUUCAGAGCAAUGGAGUCAUGGCGACGGCGAAGCAUUUUGUGAUGAAUGAGCAGGAACAUUUCCGGCAGCCCUUUGAGUGGGGGAUUCCGACCGCUUUAUCGUCCAACGUGGGCGACCGUGCCCUGCACGAAGUCUUUGCAUGGCCGUUUGCCGAGAGCAUUCGAGCCGACGUGGCUAGCGUGAUGUGCUCUUAUCAAAUGGUGAACAACAGCCACGCCUGUGAAAAUAGCAAACUCUUGAACGGGAUCCUCAAGGAUGAACUGGGGUUUCAAGGGUUCGUGCAGUCCGACUGGCUGGCCCAGCGGUCUGGCAUCAACAGCGUCCUUGGGGGCCUCGACAUGAGCAUGCCGGGAGACGGUCUGCAUUGGGUGGACGGCAAGUCUCUCUGGGGCAGUGAAUUGACAAGAGCAGUGCUCAACACGUCCGUUCCCGUGGAGCGACUCAACGACAUGGUCACUCGAAUUGUGGCUGCGUGGUAUCAUUUGGGGCAGGAUACCUGGGAACGUCCGCCGCCGGAAGGCAACGGCGGCCCUAAUUUUUCUUCAUGGACCAACGACAAGGUGGGGUGGCUACAUACGGGAAGCAACGACGGGUCUUAUGCUGUGGUGAACCACUACGUUGACGCCCAGGGCACCGGACCAGAGGCACAUAGCAUCAUUGCGAGAAAAGUUGCGGCGGAAGGGACAGUGCUGCUGAAGAACGUAGAUCGCACACUUCCGCUGUCGCGCAACGCCUCAAGUCCAUCCGGCGGCAUUCUCCGCGUUGGUAUCUAUGGUGACGACGCCGGACCGGCGUCGGGGCCAAAUGCUUGCCCUGACCGGGGAUGCAACCAGGGCACCCUGGCUACCGGCUGGGGCAGUGGAACCGUGGAGUUUCCGUACCUUGUCAGCCCUAUCGAGGCGUUGGAAUCUGCAUGGUCGACGGAAAUAGAGAGCACCGCGUACCUGCGCAACGCCGUCAUGCCAGCGGACGCGGUUGACAAAGAUUUGUGCCUCGUCUUUGUGAAUGCAGACUCAGGGGAGGGUUAUAUUUCCGCAGGCGGAAUUCACGGCGACCGAAACGAUCUCUUUCUGCAGAAAGGAGGCGAUACCCUGGUCCGUACCGUGGCCAGCAACUGCGGAGGCGGACAGGGGAAGACCGUGAUUGUCAUUCACGCGGUCGGUCCGGUCGUGAUGGAGUCGUGGAUUGAUCUCCCUGGCGUGCACGCCGUCCUGCUUUCCAACCUGCCCGGACAGGAGAGUGGGAAUGCAUUAAUGGACGUGCUGUUUGGCGAGGUGGAUGCCAGUGGACGGUUGCCGUACACAAUUGGGAAGAGUCUGGAGGACUAUGGGCCAGGCGCGCAGGUCUUAUACGAGCCCAAUGCACCGGUGCCGCAGGCAGACUUUUUGGACGCUCUGUACAUCGAUUACCGGCAUUUUGACCGGUAUAACAUCACGCCGCGCUUCGAAUUCGGGUUCGGGCUGUCGUAUACCACAUUUGAACUGUCGGAUCUCAGCAUCAGCCCGCUGCAGAGAAAAUCGCGUUCUCCACCCCCACGGCCUGCAGACGCCGUGGCUCCACCCGUGUACGAUACCAGCCUUCCGGAUCCUGCAUCGGCCUUAUUCCCGACUGGUUUCCAGCCAAUCUUCAAGUACAUCUAUCCCUACCUUUCGAAUCUUGACGGGACGGCGCCGCGCAACUAUUCAUUCUACCCCAAGGGUUACAACGAGACACAAAGUCCCUCGCCGGCCGGGGGCGGAGCAGGUGGCCAUCCCGCGCUAUACGAGGAGAUGGUAAGCGUAAAGCUUCAGGUGAGCAAUACCGGGGAUCGGAAAGGACAGGAAGUUGUCCAGCUCUAUGUAUCCUUUCCGCCCGAUGUGACCGAGGAGGGCGACUGGGUGGAGGUGGACUCUGACGCAGACAAGACCGGGGAGAAACAGAGGGAGCGGAUGAAAAUCGAGUUUCCUGAGCGGGUUCUGCGGAACUUCACCAAGAUCGAGCUGGAGCCUAGUGAGCGACGCGAGGUGCAGAUGACGCUCAGCCGGAAAGAUCUGAGCUACUGGAGCACGCGCGAGCAAAACUGGGUGAUGCCCGAGGGCAAAUUCCAGAUCUGGGUGGGACGCAGUUCUCGCGAUCUGCCAUUGAUGGGGGAGUAUUGA
Molecule: messenger RNA, 3138 nt
Organism: Aspergillus fischeri NRRL 181
Lineage: Eukaryota; Fungi; Ascomycota; Eurotiomycetes; Eurotiales; Aspergillaceae
Product: beta-glucosidase
Exons: 3
Coding region: 1-3138 (1045 amino acids)
Biological process (GO): glucan catabolic process
Molecular function (GO): beta-glucosidase activity
Source: RefSeq, a predicted model, not a curated record